UUUCCACACUGAAGGUGCACAGACCCUCUCAACCUUCCACCUCCAGUGGGCCCUCUUUAUCUGUUCUACUAUUCAUUUCCUGCCUGCUUUCCUUUAUCAGAAUCAUCAUGUCUCAGGAUCAGAAGAUUAGGCUCCACACUUGUGAGAAGGUGGGUUUGUUGGAGGAGUUCCUGCUCUACAAGUUCAAAAUCAAACAGCCUAUUUUGAGGGAAGAUAUGCUGAAGAUUGUCAGCCCAAAAUACCAAAACCAGUUUGCUGAGAUUCUCAGAAAACUUUCUGAGCACAUUGAGGGUGUCUUUGCAGUUGAUUUGAAGAAGGUCAACCCAGCUCGUCACUUACAUGACCUUGUCAGCAAGCUGAAACUCCCCAACAAUGGGAGGAUUCAUGCUGGCAAAGGGUUACCCAAGACUGGUCUCCUGAUGACUCUCCUGAGUGUGAUCUUCCUGAAAGGCAACGGUGCCAAUGAGGAAGAUAUCUGGCAAUUUCUGAAUAUGAUGCAGAUAUGUGUUGGGAAGAAGUACUACCUCUAUGGAGAGCCCAGGAAGCUCAUCACUCAGGAUUUUGUGAAGCUAAAGUGCCUGGAGUACUGCCAGGUGCCCAGCAGUUAUCCUGCACACUAUAAAUUCCUGUAGGUUACAAGAGCCUACAGUGAAACCAGCAAGAUGAAAGUCUUGGAAUAUUUGGCCAAGGUCAGUAAUAUUGCUCCAGGUACUUUCUCUUCACGAUAUGAAGAGACUUUGAUGGAUGAGGAAGAAAGCCCAAGCCAGAAUUGCAGCCAAGACUGGCACUACUGCAGUGGCCAAGACUGUUUCGAGGCCAAGUUCAACAGCUUCUCCCAACCCUACUGAAGUCUGAAGUUUUUUCAUCCAGUCAAGCAAAUAUAACAUCACCAAAAGGGAUUGUUUUUAGAUAUACAAAAGAACCUCCAGUAAAAUAAUUGAGAUGAUGAAAUAGAAAAAAAGUGAUAAAACAUGAUCAAUCUUGGUUUUCCUCAUUCCUUUCAGUCUUUUGUUUUGUAAAAUUAAAUGAUUGAUACCUUGAUAUGUUUAGCUUGUUAAAAAUGUAGGAGAAAUUAAAUCUUUAUAAGUUAGAUCUCUUGCUCACUGUGUCUCACAUUCCCUAAACAUCAUUUGAGUAUCUGGUCUUUGGAAGUUUCUGUGACAGUACUGGAGCUGCUCAGAUAAAGACCCAGCUUCUGCCCAUAGAAUCGUUGAGGCUAAAAGCUGCAGUCAUAUAAAGUCAAUGUUGAGCCAUCCUCUAUGACUUACAGGAAAGUAGUAAGGAUUAGUGAGAAGGGGACAUUCCAGUUGAGAGCAGUAAAGCAUAAGUUUCAUGAAGCAAGGCAGUUUGAGUUUGGGAAAACUGAAAGCCAAACAAUGUGUUGAAACUUUUAAAAUUAGCUGCAUUGGGGUGCUAGAUGAGGCUAUGAAACUGGUAAGCAGAGGUCAGAACCCUCAGGUGAUGUGUCUCAAAGUUGAGAGAGAAAACCCUUUAAUGGAAAACUACAUUGUAUUAUAAAGCCCCAAAUCAAGACCUAAUACUAUAUACUGCCUUAGAUUUUUCAAAUGGCCUAACCGGAAAUUCCUCUCUACACUAUGCACUUGCAGAUUAGGUCCCUUAGUCAAACAAUCAUCUUUUUUAACAGAACCAGGCACAGGUCUUGUUUUCUUUCCCUGGUAGCCUUCAAAAUUAUUCAUACAAGCCAAUCACAUCUUCCCAUGCGAACUGGAGGUCACCUUUCCCUCUUGUCUACAAAUCCUGCCUCCCAGAGACCUUAUUCAUUCACUCUGUUCCUGAGUGCAACCCUUGUGUGACCCUGUAUGGUAUGUGGUGUACUGCUACCCUGCCCUGUGAAUAUAUGUGAUUAAUAAACUGCUGUUGACCUCAUCCGUACAGCGCCCAGUAUUGUGUGUUUGAAUACUACAUAACCAUAAUGUGGAAAAUCCUUCCUCACCAAUAAAUAGGAAUGCUCUUAUGAAUUCCCUUGGGAUCAUAGAUAAUCUAGAAAGAAAUCUUUAGAUCUGGACUAGCGGCUUACACAACAAAAGUUUAUUUUCUCACA
Sapajus apella (tufted capuchin) is the source of this 2062-nucleotide messenger RNA. It is a transcript of the gene MAGEB5, whose product is annotated as MAGE family member B5. Gene Ontology annotation, cellular component: nucleus. The record is from RefSeq and is a predicted model, not a curated record. Gene Ontology annotation, biological process: negative regulation of transcription by RNA polymerase II. Lineage: Eukaryota; Metazoa; Chordata; Mammalia; Primates; Cebidae.